ACUCCGCGUCCGCUCACUGGCAGACACCCACACACCCACAUACCAGCUCUCGUUUCCAUUACUUGAUUACUGUGCUCAGAUCUACAUCUCUCUCAUCCAUUUCUCUCUGUCUGUCUCUUUGUCUGUCCAUCUCUCUCUCUCUCUCUCUCUCUCUCUCUCUCUCUCUCUCUCUAUGUCUCUCCACAUUUCUUUGAAUCCUUCUAGUCACUCUCCCUCACUCGUUCACGUUAUCGCAAAGCAGCAAAAGGCACCAGCAAAAGCUAUCAGACAGGUGUGAGGAAGGAGUGAGGGAGUGAAGAUGUGGUUUAUGAAGCAUGGUCUAGCCUUUGUCUCCUCCAUCUGGAGUGCUCUGCUCUGCCUUUCACUAAUGGCCGCCGUGGUGGGAGCGGAUGUGCCGAAGAGGAGUCUGUUCUCGUGGAAAACAGGUGUGUGGGGUGUAUGUGUAGCUCAGGAGUGUGGCUCUCCUGGACUGCAAGUGCGGUCAGUGUGGUGUGUUCACUCUGAAGGAUGGAGCACACAUCAGUCCAACUGCCACCUCUCUGAGCGUCCAGCGCAGCAGCGCACCUGCAUAAGUGUGUGUGAGUGGCAGAGGCAGCUGUUUGAGUGGCAGUUGUCUCCAUGGGGUCCCUGCAACCCGUCCCCGCCACUGUUGCCCAACCGGUGUGUGACGGCACAGCGUGGGCUGCAGAGACGCACCAUGACAUGUGUGCGUCGCUCUAACAGCACAGCUGUCAGCAUACAUGUGUGUGAGGCAUUUUCUCCCUCACCGGAGCUUGAACAGGCCUGCUUGUUGCCAUGCCCGCUGGACUGUGUGGUCUCCGCCUUCUCUGAUUGGUCACCUUGCAGCCGCACGUGUGGCCCCGCCCUGCAGCAGCGCACACGGCAGGUGCUGGCACCACCCCUUUAUGGUGGAGCGGAGUGUCCCAGCCUUACUCAGACCCGGUCCUGUAGCCAUGACACCACCCAUCCUGCCCAUUGUCCCUCCGAACAACAGGAGCACAGCUACAGCUUGUGGGCGGGGCCUUGGAGCCAGUGUAGACGCAAAGGGACACUGCCCAGCGGAAGGACCACAGUGAACUUUAUUAACGGCCUGAGUGGACAUAAAGGAGUCCCACCUUCACAUACAGUUAAACGGCAUUCUGAGAACAUCCAGUUUGAACAUGACCACCAUGACCACCACAGAGGCCUUAAAGCAUCAUGGGACAUUCACACCGGCUACCAAACGAGGCAGCUUCGUUGCACAAGGAACGAUGGCAAGAAUGCCAUGCUGAGUCUUUGUGAUCACGAUCCCGCCCCGGUGAACUUUAGAUCUUGUGUGAUGCCCAGAGACUGUGAAGUGUCUGAUUGGUCAGCGUGGAGUCCGUGCUCUAAAACCUGCAGGACGGCUGACCAGUUACCAGGCUUCAGAAGUAGAAAGCGCAACAUGAAAAGGAUCCCCAUUGGUGGGGGAGAAGAAUGCCCUGUUCUAGAAGAAGCUCAGACGUGCAAUGCUCUUGUAGACCUACUCCCAUUCUGCCCAAGGUAUGACUGGAAGGUGACAAACUGGGGUUCAUGUCAGGUGAGACCCCUUCUCAGUCAGCAGGAUCAUCGCCAUGGCAACAGCAGCUUCCUGUGUGGAGGCGGAAUCCAGACCCGGGAGGCAUACUGUGUUAGGAUCUCUGAAAACACAACAAUGUCCCAUUUGUCCAGGCCUGUUGGGCGGAGCUUCUGCUCUUCUCCUCUUCCUCUGCUGAUCCAGCCCUGCUCUGUCCCGUGCUCCAAACCAUGCCGUCUCUCACCUUGGUCGCCAUGGGGACCUUGUGUUCAUGACAACCGUGUGGAGCAUCAUGGGAAGAAAGGUUUCAUGUUAAGGACACGCUUUAUAGUUGAGGAGGUAUGGGGUCAGUCUGAGAGCUGCCCUCACAUUACUGAAGCUAUGACCUGCCAUGACCCCAUAAGCUUCAAGUGGCGGGUGACAACACAAGGUCCCUGCAUGCCUCAGGAUGGAGCCUGUGGUCGCGGAACACAGGAUCAGAGCGUGGAGUGUGUUACGGUGACAGGAGAGACUGUCCCCAGCGUGAAGUGUCUGGUAGACCCUCCUCCACUUCAGCAGCUGUGUGAGAUGCCCUGUCCUGGGGACUGCGUGCUGGGACCCUGGAGCUCCUGGUCACCCUGCUCACACUCCUGCUCUGACAAAUAUGCAGAGGGCAAAGAGAGUCGCUCCCGUUCCAUCCUUGCACCUCCAACAGAGCAAGAGAAAGGAUGCUUGCCUGCCCCGGUUCUGGAGCAGUGGAGACCCUGUGGCACCCACCCAUGCAUGGUGUACUACUGGGUUACUUCUGUGUGGGGUCCCUGCACUCCAGACCUCAGCAUGGAGCAGAAUACCACAGCCCAGGAGGAUGCUGUGGAGAGAGGCUGCGGCACUGGCAUGCAAACUCGACAAGUCCACUGCAGGAGAGCUGACAAUGGACAUGUGGCGCCAGGACGGUGUCCUGAAUCCACCCGUCCAGAUGAGGUCCAGUCCUGUACUCUUCCAUGCAAAGUGGAGUGUGUUGUAACCCCCUUCAGUGAAUGGAGCCUGUGUCCAGCUUCUUGCUCACCAGUGAAUGCCACGAUCAGCACCCAGUCACGACACCGGAUUAUUAUUCAGAGGCCAGCUAAUGGCGGUCAGGAAUGUCCAGCCACACUCUUUGAGGAGAGAGAGUGCAACCCACCACCUCUUUGUCCAACGUACAGAUGGCAGACACACCGCUGGCACCCCUGCAUUCUAGUACCUGAUUCAGUGAGGCAGGCUGUGGGAGGCCAUACAGAAGCAUGUGGGAUUGGUCUGGAGACCAGAGCCGUUACAUGCGUUGGUGUGGAUGAUGCCCCUGCAGACGUGGCAGAGUGUGUGAAGUGGGCAGGUGUGAUGCCUGCUGCUGUGCGAAAGUGCCGGGUGGCGUGCAGAGACGACUGUACCUUCAGCUCUUGGAGCAAAUUUUCUUACUGCCAGGGCUGCGGAAGCUGGCGCACUCGCUCUCGCUCACUCAUAGGCCGCAGUAAGAAGCGCUGGCGCUGUCAGAAGGAGGCACUGGUAGAGAGGGAGGCCUGUCCUUGCUCAGAGUAUCACACACAAGUCCAUGGAUCAUGGUCACCCUGCCUGCUCCCUCAGCAACAUCACCAGACUGGAUUUAUACUCACACGGAGGGGCUACCAUCAGAGUAAGGGGAGCACCCAAGGCUGGCGGGCUCAGAAAGAGGGGAAGGAGUGCGGGCAAGGGUGGCGCUACAGAGCUCUGGCAUGUCUGGACCACCAGGAAGAUCUAGUUGAACCAGCUCACUGCAAUAGUAGCGGUAUUGAAAAGGAAGUGUGUCUUGUGCCCUGUCCUUUGGAUUGCAAGCUGAGUGAGUGGUCUGCCUGGUCCUCCUGCAGCGCCCCCUGUGGCGGAGGGGUGAAAAUGCGCUCUCAGUGGCUAAGAGAGAAGCCCUUCAAUGGAGGUCGAUCCUGUCCGAAACUGGACUUCAAAAAUCAGGCUCAGGUGUCUGAGGUAGUGCCUUGCUACUCUGAGUGUAAUCCGUAUGUUUGGGAAGCCGAGCCUUGGUCUGCAUGUGUCAUCGACCCACCCAGCACCUUAAACAGUUCUAGCACAUCUCAACCAUUAUGUGGAGAGGGUGUCCAGAUGCAUAAAAUUUGGUGCGUGAAAAAGGAAGAGGAGAGACGGAUCAUUGUGGAUGACUCUCUGUGCGACCAUGGAGAACAGCCAGUGGCUGCCCAAGCCUGUCUUCUGCCUUGCCCUGGUCUUUGUGUGACAUCGGAAUGGAGCCAGUGGAGUGAAUGCCCUGUGGGCUGUAAUGAGAGAGAAUUGAGGUGGAGGAGUAGGACAGUGUUGAGAAUGCCAGGAAGUGGACACACCUGUCCUCAGCUAAAUCAAACUCAGUCUUGUGCCAACACCACCUGCCUUUCAUAUUCUUAUGCUUACUCAGACUGGAGCAGUUGUCAGCUCAGUGACAAUGCUGUAUGUGGUCAAGGAACUAAGACACGCCUGCUGAAUUGCAUCCGCAGUGACGGGAAGCUGGUGGAGCUGAACAUGUGCAAAGAGUGGGGUCCCUCACGAGGGAAGCUCUCUGCUCCAUGUGAAGUGAGCUGCCCAGUUGAUUGCCUGCUGUCUGACUGGUCACUUUGGUCAGAGUGCUCACACACCUGCGGAGCCCAAAGUCAGAUGUCUCGCUCCAGAGUAGUUCUACAGCAGGCAGGAGAAGGCGGCCGCCCCUGCCCCUCUCAGCUUUCCCAAACCAAGCCCUGUCCCAUCAGGCCCUGCUACAGCUGGAGGCUAGGAGAGUGGAGCUCCUGCAGGGUCGAGGGUGCAGAGUGUGGGGAGGGGUUGAGGGAGAGGAAUCUGUCAUGUGUGGUGCAUUGGGGCUCCCUCUCUGGGCCUCCUUUUCCCAAAGCAGUGCCAGAAGAGCACUGCAUGGAGAGCAGAAUGAGUAAAUCCAUUGGGACGGAGCUCCACCAGCCCUGCUCUGUACCCUGUCCAGGAGACUGUCACUUGACUGAGUGGUCAGCAUGGAGCACGUGCCAGCUACUGUGCCUGGAUGGAAGGAGUUUUGAGACGUCUGGACGGCAGGCGAGAUCCAGAGCAGUGGUUAUGCAGGUUCCAGAGAGCAAGGACUCAUGUCCCAGCCAAGUCUAUGAGACACGACCAUGCCAAGGAGGAACAUGUCUCAGUUACGAGUGGAUCACAGGUGGAUGGAGGAAUAAUCAGAGAGCCGUAUGGUGCCAGCGUUCUGAUGGGGUUAAUGUCACUGGAGGGUGUUUUCUUCAGAACAAGCCUUCCACUGUCCGUCACUGCCACCCACCCUGCGCCAAGCCCUUCUCUUUCUGCACACAGAGUGGGGUUUGUGGUUGUGAGAGGGGUUUCACAGAGGUCAUGACAUCUCACGGCUUCCUGGACUACUGUACGAGAACACCAGGGCCAGAUUAUAAGAAAGCAGAUGUGAAGACCAGCGCAGGACGCCUAAGGCCCAGCCACGUCCAGCACAAGAACCACCCAAGAGAGUGGGCUCUACAACCCCUUGGCCCAGCUGCUUUCCCUGUGUUAAUUGCCAGAUGGACGGGUCAGGCUGUGGGUGUACGGGCUGAUGGCAGCGGGCUUCAUCAUGAUUCUGCUCAUCAUCACAAUGUCCUUUCUGCUGUGUAAAAACCAUAAAGACAGUCCAAAUGCUGGCAGCACCCAAAAGACUCUGGCACUGGCCUACGAUGGAGAUGCAGACAUGUGAUUCUAUUCUGUCACUGGACCACAACUCCAGCUUAUGCAACUCCUGAGACCUCCUGAGUAGGUCAUUCCAGCUGCAGCAAAAAGAUUUCAAGAACACAAAAGUCAAAGACACCAUGCUGUUUUGAACCAAGCCUUGUGCCUCUACAUGUAAUAUGUGGGUUUUGGUGGCUAAUCCUUUAGAGCAAUUUUGGAUGAGUGUAAUCAGCUUUGAUUAUCACAAAACAAAUGUUAGAGAACUGUUGCAAAAUAGAACGUAGAUCUGAUGUGAUUGGUACUUUUUCCUUCAGAAUCUGCAAACAUUGUAAUGUGACAUGUGAGGAGAAAAACGAGUGAGUCCAUUUUUGUCGAAGCAGCUUCCCUUUAUGCACUAUGUUAGUGCAGUGUAAAGUGUAACACUCUAUAUUAGUGCAUUGUCUUUCUGCCUUUACAUUGUAAACUUACAUUUAAUUGUUGUUUUUUAUGAUGUCACAUGUUGCUGGCUGAUUAUUCUUGGGCCUUUUUGGUUUUUUAAUCUGAUUUGACUGAUCUGAUAGAGACUGAAUUGUAUAGUUGCAUUGAAUACUGAAAUUCCAUUGGGUGCUGCUGUGGCCUAAUUCAAACCUAAAGCCAAAAUUCAAUCAGAAAUGCUUAGAAAAAUAAAUGGCCCAUGAGGAUCAGCAAUAGUUAGAUAACUCUUUUGUGGUAAUGUAUGUUGUAACUGUGUCUUAAAUGGUUUCUAAAUAAAUCAGAGAAUUCUGAGAAAACACUGAAGUUACUUUCUGUGUUGACAUUCAUUCAGUACCAGUACUGUGCAAAUGUCAUAGACCACCCUGCAUUUAGUUCAUUUCUGUUCAGAAUGGUCAUGAAGUUAUUCUUUUUUCACAUGAUUAUAUACAAUAAUCCACUUGCAUAAGAAAGGAAAAAGAUCUGUUAGGUUGCCAAACUGUAACCAGAAGAUAAACUGUACUUAAAACAUUCAUCUUUGAGAAAGUGCUUCAGAGCUGAAAGAAUUCACAGGUCUCAAUGGCUGUUCACAAAAGCCCUUACAGAGAAAAGGAAACAGACAAAAAUAAAAUAGAAAAUACAAUUUAAAGAAGUUGGUCUUCUCAGAACAAUGGAAUAGUGGCCAGCCUAGAGUCUAGACCUCAACAUCACGGAAUGUGUUUGGAAUUACUUGGACAGUG
Pygocentrus nattereri (red-bellied piranha) is the source of this 6396-nucleotide messenger RNA. It is a transcript of the gene thsd7bb, whose product is annotated as thrombospondin, type I, domain containing 7Bb. The record is from RefSeq and is a predicted model, not a curated record. The transcript has 29 exons. Bases 299 to 5155 code for a protein of 1618 amino acids. NCBI's taxonomy places the organism in Eukaryota, Metazoa, Chordata, Actinopteri, Characiformes, Serrasalmidae.